Messenger RNA from Tilletiaria anomala UBC 951, 591 nucleotides. RefSeq lists its product as uncharacterized. The coding region runs from base 202 to 558 and encodes 118 amino acids. The transcript has a single exon. Lineage: Eukaryota; Fungi; Basidiomycota; Exobasidiomycetes; Georgefischeriales; Tilletiariaceae. The record is from RefSeq and is a predicted model, not a curated record.
AAUCGACACUGAAAAGCCGCUUCAAACAAGAAGCAAAGCUGUUCCUUUCGUGUCCGCGCACCGUUUUGCUGUACCUCUAUGUUACCCUAAAAGUCCAGACCAGUCGGCUGCGUGCUGCCCGUUGCAUCAACUCCUUCGCAAGGUCGAUCCCGUGCGAUAUUGUCGGCUGCUGAGGCCUGCUCGUGACGAGCCUUCUUGCGAAUGGUAGUCUUGCUGUUGUCCAUUGCCUUGUGUGGCUUGUCGCCUUGCUUGGUCGUCCUCUUGGCCGGAAGCUUGCUACUGACUUUUUCGGUGCCAGCACUACCCUUGUGUGCCCUCAACUUGGGGGCGAUGGAAUUGAUUUCCAACGUUUGUAGUGCGGUACCUUACGUCUUGGCAAAUUGCUUGCUUGUAGGUGUAGCCCCUGUGGGUAAUGUGGAAGCGAAUACGCCAUUCGUCAAUGAUGUGACCCGACUUGGUUGCCAAGAUGAACAGGACAUCCUGCUGAGCUUCGGCAAAGCCGAGUCAGUAUCACUGGCACUCGCUUUUCUCUUCCGUUUUGUUGAUGGGAGAUUUUGACAUUCUUGUUUCCGUCUCUACAUUUCCUCUUGC